Molecule: messenger RNA, 4476 nt
Organism: Sphaeramia orbicularis (orbiculate cardinalfish)
Lineage: Eukaryota; Metazoa; Chordata; Actinopteri; Kurtiformes; Apogonidae
Gene: phka1a
Product: phosphorylase kinase, alpha 1a (muscle)
Exons: 36
Coding region: 213-4046 (1277 amino acids)
Biological process (GO): glycogen metabolic process
Cellular component (GO): phosphorylase kinase complex
Molecular function (GO): calmodulin binding
Source: RefSeq, a predicted model, not a curated record
ACCGCAGCCUCCUCCGACUACAACCGGCCGCCAGUCGCUGCUGGGUCUCCGGAGGCUCCUCCGCCCUACUAGCUGUGACAGCAGCCUUUCUGUUUUCCUUGACAGCGGGUUUCCCGUUCGGCUGGUUGUCCUUUCGAAGAGCGACAUGACUCUACAGCCCAAUAUUUAGCCUUUUAGUCCGUGUUUGAGUCCAUCUGAACUGAUCUACAACCAUGAGAAGCAGGAGCAACUCCGGCGUUAAACUGGACAACUAUGCCCGGAUAGUGCAGCAAACUAUCCUGAGGCACCAAGAUCCAGUAACAGGUCUUCUGCCAGGCAGCACUGAGAUGCCUGAUGCUUGGGUCAGAGACAAUGUUUACAGCAUCGUGUCAGUGUGGGCCCUCAGCCUGGCCUACAGGAAGAACGCCGACCGGGAUGAAGACAAGGCCAAGGCCUACGAACUGGAGCAGAGUGUGGUGAAGUGCAUGAGAGGAAUCCUACAGUGCACAAUGAGGCAGCUGGACAAAGUGGAAAAGUUUAAAUACAGCAGAAGUACCUCUGACUCCCUCCAUGCCAAAUACAACACCAGGACCUGUGCCCCCGUGGUGGGAGAUGACGAGUGGGGUCAUCUUCAGGUCGACGCUACGUCACUCUUCCUCCUCUUCCUCGCUCAGAUGACUGCCUCCGGUCUUCAUAUUGUCUACACCCAGGAUGAAGUAGAUGUUGUCCAGAAUCUCAUGUUCUACAUUGAGGCAGCUUAUAAAGUGGCUGAUUAUGGGAUGUGGGAAAGGGGAGACAAAACGAACCAGGGCAUCACUGAGAUUAAUGCCAGCUCCAUAGGCAUGGCCAAGGCAGCUUUAGAGGCUUUAGAUGAACUCAACCUGUUUGGAGCGAAAGGAGGACCUGGAUCUGUGGUCCACGCCUUGGCUGAUGACAUACAACACUGCCAGUCCAUCCUGACGUCCAUGUUACCCAGAGCCUCUAUGUCUAAAGAGGUGGACGCUGGAGUCCUCGCCAUCAUUUCUUACCCCGCCUUUGCUGUUGAGGACAUGAACAUCGUCAACCUGACCAAGGAGGAGAUCAUCUCUAAACUUCAGGGUCGAUACGGCUGCUGCAGGUUUCUCCGAGAUGGACAUAGAACACCUAAAGAGGAUCCAAACCGUCUGUAUUAUGAGUCUGCAGAGCUGAAGCUGUUUGAGAACAUUGAGUGCGAGUGGCCGCUGUUCUGGACCUACCUCAUACUGGACGGCAUUUUUAUCAACAGCCCAGAGCAGGUGCAGGAGUACCAGGAGGCUUUGGAGGCCAUUCUGAUCAAACAGAAAGAUGGGAUCCGCCUCGUCCCAGAGCUCUACAGUGUCCCUCCAGACAAGGUGGAGGAGGAAUACAUGAACCCUCACUCUGUGGAGAGGAUUCCUAUGGGUAAAUGUCCUAUAAAAUGGGGGCAGUCGCUUUACAUCCUGGGAAACCUUCUGGCUGAGGGUUUUCUUGCCCCAGGAGAAGUCGACCCCCUUAACCGACGUUUCUCCACCAUCCCCAAACCUGAUGUGGUCGUACAGGUGUCAAUUCUGGCAGAAACGGAGGAGAUUAAAGAGCUGCUGCUGAAGAACGGUAUCGAUGUAGAGACUGUGGCCGACAUCCAUCCCAUCCAUGUCCAGCCCGCCAGAGUCCUCAGCCACAUCUAUGCCAGACUUGGUCGAAAUCCAAGGCUGGGCCUGACAGGGCGACCAAACAGGAGAAUAGGAGUCUUAGGAACCUCCAAGUUCUACAUCAUUAGGAAUACCAUGUUCUCCUUUACACCUCAGUUCAUCGACCACCAGCAGUUCUACUUGGCACUGGACAACAAAAUGAUAGUGGAGAUGCUGAGGACUGAAAUCUCCUACCUCGCCUCGAGAUGGAGGAUGACUGGACGACCCACCGUGACGUUUCCCAUCUCACAGACAAUGCUAACUGAAGACCGCACAGACCUGGACCCUGCUGUUUUGGCUACUCUGAAGAAGCUACAAGAUGGAUAUUAUGGAGGAUCAAGGAUCCAGACGGGCAAGCUGUCGGAGUUCAUGACUACUUGCUGCUUUGCUCAUCUCAGCUUCCUCGAUGGUAAGGGUUCUGGCAGCAUGGGCCACCAUGAGGAAGAGUAUGGUGAUGAUCUUGAGGGUGACAGCGAAGGAUACGUGCAUGAGUUACGUUGUGACGAUGAAGCUGACGACCUCGCCCAGUACCUAGACCACCUGUUGGCCCACUCGGCUCCCAAAAAGCCCAAGCGGCAGGUGGGUGGGCUCGGGAAGUUCAAAGCUGCUGCCACCAAAGCAAAAGAGAUGGUGUCUCUGAUGAGCAAGGCUCAGGACCUCAAUGUACACAAUGUUAAUAUGUACCUGCCGAACAAGCUGUUUCGCUCACCACAGCCCUCUCUCAACCUGAAUAUCCCUGAGAGCCCUGCGCCACAUGACAGUCAGACUCCCCAAGUGACUGUAACGGUAGAGAGCGGUAUCCCCAGAGAUGCCAGUGGGGGCAUCGACUUCAACGCUUUGGUCCAGUUGCUCAAAGACACGCAAAACCUCCAGGACCAGGCAGACAUCCUCUACAUCCUCUUCAAAGACAAGGGUAUGGACUGGGACACUCAUCUGCAUGGUAAAGGCUCCACGGUACAGUCUCUGGUCAUCGACCUUUAUGAGAAAGCGGGGGAGCUCAAACUCUGGGGGCUCAUCAGGAUGACCUCUGGGAUGCUGAAGAAGAAGGUGGAGGAGCUCGACUCGGCCUGCUCUGAUUUGUUGGCACACCAGAAGCACUUGACGGUAGGUCUACCUCCUGAACCCAGAGAGAAAACCAUCACAGCUCCCAUACCUCCAGAUCAGUUGGCUGCUCUCAUCGACGAGGCCAGCGACAACAACAUCAGUAUCGCCAUCCUCACUCAGGAAAUCAUGGUGUACCUGGCGAUGAGCAUUAGGACUCAGCCCGGCCUGUUCAGUGAGAUGUUUAGGCUCCGCAUCGGCCUCAUCAUCCAGGUCAUGGCCACAGAACUGGCUCAGUCACUGAACUGCUCAGGUGAAGAGGCCACAGAGAGCUUGAUGAGUCUCAGUCCAUCUGAACUGAAAAACCUCCUCCAUCACAUCCUCAGCGGAAAGGAGUUUGGCGUGCAGCGCAGUGUGCGAGAGAUGGAUGCUGGUGUCAGUCCUGCCAUCUCUAUCCAUCACCUUGGCAACGUGGGCGCCACCAAGAGUGAGCGAGCCGGCAUCAGCAAACUGAAGAGUGACAUGAAGAUGCUGGAACACAGGUUGUCUUUGGCAGAUAUGAGUAAGGCGGAGCACAGGUUGUCACUGACGGAUCCAUUUAAGGAACCCAGGCUAUCUUUGACAGAUCCAGUUCUUGAGAUGGAUCGCAGGGUGUCUUUGACAGAAUCGGUUAAGCUUGAGCAGUGUGUGAUGUCUCCCCGUAAGAGCAUAAGAUCACACUCAAUGGACAUAGACAACAUCGAGUCUGGGAGGUACAGGCUGCCAUCCAUUGAGUCUCUGGACGUACCGGAGUGUGUCCCAGCUGCCAAAGACACCAGACAUGGACAAUGGCUGCGCAGGAGACGUCUGGAUGGAGCACUGAACCGAGUCCCCGUCGGUUUCUAUCAGAAAGUCUGGAAGAUCCUGCAGAAGUGUCAUGGUCUGUCCAUAGAGGGCUUCGUCCUUCCUUCUUCUACCACCAGAGAGAUGACGCCUGGGGAGAUCAAAUUCUCCGUCCACGUAGAGACGGUGCUGAACCGCGUCCCUCAGCCUGAGUAUCGACAGCUGCUGGUCGAGGCCAUCCUUGUGCUCACCAUGCUGGCAGACGUGGAGAUCGAAAGCAUCGGCUCCAUCAUCCACGUGGAAAAGAUCGUUCACCUUGCCAACAACAUGUUCUACAAGGAUCAGAGGGACCUGGGAGCAGAUGAGGUGGUCCUGGAGAAAGACCCGUCCACCGGCGUGUGCCGGCUUCUGUACGACAGCGCCCCGAGUGGACGCUUUGGGAGCAUGACCUACCUCACCAAGGCCGUGGCAGUGUACGUGCAGGACUUCCUGCCCAGCGGCUCGUGUGCUGUGCAGUGAAAGGAUGCCACGAGAAACCACAGGAAAGGAUGAAACCACUGUGUAAGACUAUGUAUAUGCACCAUUUUUCACAUGAAAGUUACAAUAAAAUAAUAGGAUCUGGUGUAUAUUAUCACUGUGUGGGAGACAGAAUUAGCUCAUUACAAGUGAAGAAACGCAUUAUGAAAGGCAUUAUAUGGUAACGAUGUUAUUUUAUGCCAUGGGUGUCAAAUAUAUGGCCUGCGAGCCAAAACCAGCCCAUCAAAGGGUCUAAUUAAGCUUGUGGGAUGAAUUUGGGAAAUGGAAAAAUUACACUGAAAAUAUUAACAAUUAUUUUAGUUCAGGUUCCACAUUAAACCCAAUUUGAUCCCAAGUGGGUUGGACAAGUAAAACAUUAUCAUGAUAUUCUAUAAAUAAUAACAACCACAAAUUUUUCUCUUUGUUUUAGUGU